Molecule: messenger RNA, 228 nt
Organism: Lasiosphaeria miniovina
Lineage: Eukaryota; Fungi; Ascomycota; Sordariomycetes; Sordariales; Lasiosphaeriaceae
Exons: 1
Molecular function (GO): protein binding
Source: RefSeq, a predicted model, not a curated record
AAGCUCUUUGUGCAGGUGAUGGAGACGAGCAAGACCAAGCUCGGGGCCGAUCACCCAGAUACGCUGACGUAUAUGGGCAACCUCGCUUUUACUUGGAAAAGUCAAGGUCGACACGCCAAUGCUUUAGCUCUGAUGGAGGACUGUGCCCAGGCUCAACGGCGGGUUCUUGGCCAAAAGCAUCCCGAUACGCUAUCGUCUUUGGCCACCGUUGCAAAUUGGACUAGCUAG